Trifolium pratense (red clover) is the source of this 1123-nucleotide messenger RNA. RefSeq names its product dolichol-phosphate mannosyltransferase subunit 1-like. NCBI's taxonomy places the organism in Eukaryota, Viridiplantae, Streptophyta, Magnoliopsida, Fabales, Fabaceae. Gene Ontology annotation, biological process: protein O-linked glycosylation via mannose; GPI anchor biosynthetic process. Gene Ontology annotation, molecular function: dolichyl-phosphate beta-D-mannosyltransferase activity. Gene Ontology annotation, cellular component: endoplasmic reticulum membrane. The record is from RefSeq and is a predicted model, not a curated record. The transcript is spliced from 9 exons. Bases 184 to 915 code for a protein of 243 amino acids.
AAAAACGUAAAAAAUCAGUAUUUAUUUGCAAUUUUAAUAUAUUUGGGAGCAGACAUUGGUUUCGCCUUCUAGUUUCCGCUUCAAGCAAUCGAUAGUCGUCGGCUGAAUCUGCUGCAGCUGGAAGGAAUUGAAGUGUUUGUCUCUGUUCUUCGUUUUCUCACAUUCUACAGUCAUUAGGUUAUAAUGGAUGAGCUUCAACAGAAGCAGAAAAACAAGUACAGUAUAAUUGUUCCUACAUAUAAUGAGCGACUCAACAUAAGCCUCAUUCUUUACCUUAUAUUCAAGCAUCUUCAGGAUGUUGAUUUUGAAGUUAUUGUUGUAGACGAUGGGAGUCCUGAUGGUACUCAGGAUAUUGUAAAACAACUGCAGAAGGUUUAUGGAGAAGAUCGAAUUCUGUUAAGAGCGAGACCUGGGAAGAUGGGUUUAGGAACGGCUUAUAUUCAUGGCAUGAAGCAUGCAUCUGGAGAUUUUGUUGUCAUUAUGGAUGCUGAUUUAUCGCACCAUCCAAAAUAUUUGCCGGAGUUCAUUAGAAAGCAAUUGGAAACUGGUGCCGAUAUAGUUACUGGGACUCGUUAUGUUAAAGGUGGUGGUGUGCAUGGAUGGAAUCUUAUGCGUAAACUAACAAGCAGAGGAGCAAAUGUUCUUGCACAAACACUUUUAUGGCCUGGUGUCUCAGAUUUGACAGGGUCUUUUAGACUUUAUAGGAAAUCAGUGCUUGAAGAUAUCAUUAGUUGCUGUGUUAGCAAGGGAUAUGUCUUUCAAAUGGAGAUGAUAGUAAGAGCAUCCAGAAAAGGGUACCAUAUUGAAGAGGUUCCAAUCACGUUUGUUGAUAGAGUAUAUGGAAGUUCAAAGCUUGGUGGAUCGGAGAUUGUCGAAUACCUUAAAGGCCUAGUAUAUCUUCUGAUGACAACAUAGAAAGAUAUUAUACGAUAACAACUCGAAAGAUAUUGUAGUUCAAAAACCUAAUUAUUGAGGACGCGAGUUUCGCUGCUAUGUUGUUCAUAGCUUGCCUUUUGAAUUUUGUUGGAAGCAUCUGUGUGGAUUCCUGUCUUUAUAUCUGUUUGGAAAAUAUCGAUGACUAAUCAAUUUUUGUUUAGAUGAAGAUGUGACUUAGGCUGAUCUA